Molecule: messenger RNA, 597 nt
Organism: Symbiodinium necroappetens
Lineage: Eukaryota; Dinophyceae; Suessiales; Symbiodiniaceae
Source: the annotation of a GenBank genome assembly
GUGCUGCUGCCUUUCAGAGGAGUCCCUUGCAGAGCCUUUGGAGCUCCUCUUCACUACAGAGGCACCUGCCGCAGUUUUUUGUGUUCCGCAAGUUCCGCUAGUUCCCGAAGUUCCAAGGUGGCACUGCACUUGGCGCCGGCCAGUCAGGAGUUGGGCAAGCCUCCUGCACUGCCGCCGCCAACGCUAGAAGGCCGCCUUCAGCUGCUGAAGCUCCCCACUCGCUUCAUUGGUGGGGCCUACUUCUUGUUGAUGCUCUCCGUUCCUCCGGCGGACGCCUUCAGAGCUGUCGAGCCGGACAGGUUUCCAAGGACCAACUUGACUCUUCUGCUUGACUCGGGUCUCACUGCAGCCGUGAUGCUAACCACAGACGUGUGCAAGACUUUGAAGCUGGCGAUGGGAGGUGAGGGCUCCUUCUCCUCGGGGGUUGGCGCCACGGGCUCGAGCCUGGACAUGCAGCAGGUGCGAGUCGAAGGGGCGGCCUUGGAGGGACCCGGAGACGGACUUUCCUUGGAGGGAGCAGACGCCGCAACGCGCUGCCCUUUGGACCCGAUGGCAGGAGUGGUCGUUGACAACUUUCCCCAGCUGCGGCUUGGCUGA